Molecule: messenger RNA, 2913 nt
Organism: Hydractinia symbiolongicarpus
Lineage: Eukaryota; Metazoa; Cnidaria; Hydrozoa; Anthoathecata; Hydractiniidae
Product: glutathione hydrolase 1 proenzyme-like
Exons: 9
Coding region: 82-1953 (623 amino acids)
Biological process (GO): glutathione catabolic process
Cellular component (GO): plasma membrane
Molecular function (GO): glutathione gamma-glutamate hydrolase
Source: RefSeq, a predicted model, not a curated record
UAAUAGUAAUAUAUAGAAACAAAAAUAAUAUUAAAAAGAUAAAAAACACAAUUAUAAAAUAUUUUACGUAACAUCUCAGUAAUGGUUGCUGGAAAAUCAGGGAAAGUUCGUUUCAUAUUUUUACUGUCGUUUCUUGCUCUGGCUGUUCUUGGCCUGGUGCUCUUCACAAAUCCUCAAAUAGUGCAUGAUGGGAUACAAGUCUUGCAGAAGCGACUUUGGAUGGGAGGAAUGGUUUCCCCAACGCUCCACGAGAGGGAUAUUAUCUUUAAACAUGCAGCGGUAGCUACAGACAACAAAAUAUGCAGCAAAAUAGGAAGGACAGUUUUAAAUAAAAAAGGAUCUGCAGUUGACGCUGCUAUUGCUUCCAUGUUAUGUCUAGGCGUAAUGAAUCCUCACAGCACUGGUAUAGGUGGAGGAGGGUUCAUGAUGGUUUUUAUUCGAGAAAAAAGACAAGGGACCGUCAUUGACUUCAGAGAAUCAGCCCCAAGAAACGCUGAUAAAGAUUUGUUCGGUGGUGAUCCAGAGAAAGGCAUUAAAGGUGGACUAGCGGUUGCUGUACCGGGAGAGCUUCGUGGUAUGCAGCUAGCUCACGAGAAGUUUGGUGUACUACCAUGGAGGGAAUUGUUUCUUCCAGCGAUUCGACUAUGUAGGGAAGGAUUUGAGAUCACCGAAUCCCUACAUAUUGCGAUUCAUAAGUGGGAAAAAGAAGUGAGAAGUGACCCAUGUUUAAGAAAGCAAUUUGUCAAAAAUGGAAAAUUAUUAUCAAAAGGCAACAAAAUCAAAAACUUGCCUUUAGCAAGAACUUUGCAAAGGAUAGCGAACGCAAAAAAUGCGGACCCGUUUUAUACUGGAAAAAUGGCGAAACAAUUUGUGAAAGACGUUAAGAAGCACAAUGGUAUCAUUACAGAGAGUGAUUUAAAAAGUUAUACAGCUGUUGUGAGAGAUCCAUUGAUCAGCAAUCUAGGAAAUUUCACAAUGCUAAACGCUCCACCGCCGGCCAGUGGACCAGUACUUGCUUUUAUUUUAAAUAUUCUAAAGGGCUAUAAUAUGACCGAAAGUGAUUUUGCCACUGAAGAGAAGCAAGCCUUAGUAUACCAUCGCCUCAUAGAGGCUUUCAACUUUGCAUAUGCUAGACGUAGUGAACUCGCUGAUCCAGAUGUGGAAACGAGCACAAUGCGUGUCAUUGAUGAAUUAAUGGAUGAUGAUUCAGCUGAACAAAUAAGACAGAAAAUUAACGAUAAAAGAACAUUUAAAACAUCCUAUUACGGUCAUAUAUUUGAUAAUAAAAUAACAACAGGUACAACUCAUUUGGUUGUUAUUGCACCAAAUGGCGAUGCCGUUUCAGCGAUGAGUACUGUAAAUGGAUAUCUUGGAGCAAAGUUUAGAUCCUGUAAAAUGGGCUUUAUCUACAAUAACGAGAUGGAUGAUUUCAGUUCACCGAAGAUUUCGAAUGAAUUUGGAUUGCCUCCUUCUGAAAUUAACUUUAUAAAGCCCGAUAAACGACCUUUAUCGAGCUCGGUACCCGUAAUCAUCCUAGAUAAAAAUUCAAACGUACGACUGAUUGCUGGUGGAUCAGGUGGAUCGAUUAUAACUACAGCAGUGGCACAGGUGAUUAUGAAUAAUCUUUGGUUUGGUAUGAACAUGAAAGACGCUGUUCAACAGCCUCGUAUUCAUUCUCAAUUAAUCCCACAUAACGCCUACGCUGAAACGAGAAUGCCUAAAGCGAUUUUGAAGAAACUGAGAAAGAAAGGACAUAACAUUACUAUUACAGACGAUAGCCAUGCGGUGGUUCAAGCAAUAGCACGUGUUGAUCAACAAUGGCAAACAGUUUGCAAAAAAGGAAAAAUCGAAAACUCGGAUUACACGAAUUUCUGUUUAAAAAUGAAAUCAGAUCAGGUCGGAUUCUUCGCCGAAUCAGACUAUAGAAAAGGUGGAGAACCAGAUGGAUUUUAAGUUUUUUGUUUACAAAUUGAACAUUUUCUUGGUUAUUAAUACUACCUUUGUGUUUAAUGUUAUUAAUGUUCUAUUAUUUUAAUUAGAAAUAAUUUAAUAAGAUUAUUUUUCAUCAUUAAAUAAAAAUUUUUUGUUUGUUUUUGUUUGUGUUAUACGUCACGCUUACUCACAAUUGACAAUGUGUCAAAUACUUAUUGACUCUUUGACACCCAGCUUGGUUUUGCGUUUCUUCUUCUUCUUCUUCUUCUUCUUCUUCUUCUUCUUCUUCUUCUUCUUCUUCUUCUUCUUCUUCUUCUUCUUCUUCUUCUUCUUCUUCUUCUUCUUCUUCUUCUUCUUCUUCUUCUUCUUCUUCUUCUUCUUCUUCUUCUUCUUCUUCUUCUUCUUCUUCUUCUUCUUCUUCUUCUUCUUCUUCUUCUUCUUCUUCUUCUUCUUCUUCUUCUUCUUCUUCUUCUUCUUCUUAGCAAAGUAUUGGCAAAUAUUUGUCUCUUUCGUUGCAACUUAAUUGCAGGCUUAAAAUUUUAAAUCUAUUUGCUAUUUUAUAAUUUUUUUGCUUAGUAGGUGCGAGCAAUGUCGGAGCUUUCUCCGGUACUUAGGUGCGAAAGUUUAAAAUCUUGCUACGACAAUUUAAAAGCUUAUGGGUCCACCUCUGUUGACAGUAAGAAUCGGACACAUUGUUUGAAAAUCCAGUAAAAGAAAAGAACGUCCAAUUCCGCCUAAUCAAAUAUAACUGUAUUGAGUAACAACCGAAAAAUCCCAUUUAUAAAUCCAUUUGGUGGUAAGACUCCAGUUAUAAACAUGCAUAUUUCAAGCGAAAAGCUCUGCCGUUUCUUUUAAGACUUAAAAUUUCCUUACAGUUAGAUAUGCCUAAGUUAAGCACAUAAUUUACCUAAAAAGCACAAGAAACUUCUGCAUAGCUUUUUGUUAAUCACCGAUACGAUUCUUCAUUGUUUUUGAAGACAU